UUUUCAUCGGAUUUGAAUGCUCGGGGUAUAAAUCAUUUGGCGGCGGAUGCACUCGCGCACCAAAUACGCACGUGUUACUCCGAUGGAGGACGUUCCUGACAAAAAUCUCUGCACUUUCACUAUCUCGAAUCGAAGUACGUGAACGAGGAGGGGAAGCAACCGACCGUUCAGAAAAACGGGGAACUUGGUUCGUUUAUUGGCCGUAUCUCAAGGCUGACCCGUGCGGAAGAUGCACACCGGAUCGCACGCACGGACGUGUGUGCCUGACGGAAGUCAGAUGUACUCGCAUACGCUUAGCACCUUUCUGCAUCCGCUUAAGAAACCUGCGGCGGACAGCUUGUUCCGAGAGUCGGUCGAUAAUCUUGGAACACGCGAGUUAUAGUGGCGAACGGAAGCGCGUAUCUGUUUGCGCAACAUACGUAUUUUUAAAGGAGAAAGGUAUCGAAUGCGGCGUAAUAAAUCACGAUUAAAUAAGAAAUGCCAUGAUUUGUCAGCAAAAUCUUACUUGAAGUAUAAGUUUAAUAUUUUUUACCUCAAACGGUUCUUUGUCUUGCGACGAGAAAAAAGAAAUUCUUGGCGACUCUGAUUCUACGAAGUCCAAUCGUGAUUCCUAAUUGGGAAGAAGCUGCUGAAGAUUCAUAGCGAUAGCGAAAGCGUCAGCGAACGAUGCUAUUACAGAAAAAAAUGGUUCAUUGAAACCUUUGACCUUCCGCACUUUCUCCGUAAGCACGACGGCACUUUGCCGCAGGAAUUGUCAUGCUCUUUGAAAUUUGCGGAUGGUUCAAUAUUGGCAAGCUUGUGACCUUUAAAUGGUAUAAGCUGGUUAGGAAAGACGCAAAGUUUAAUAAUUACCGUUAAAAACGUACGAGAGAAGACGGUGAGAGAGAGCUGCAAGUAAAGACGAUAAGGAUGCCUUCGUCCAGUUCGUUUUCCUAAUUGCCGCGGAUUCGGAAAAUUAUUCCGCGUAUACUUAAUAAAAGAAAAUUUAUGUUCCUUAACUGGUGGGACUAAUGACUUUUACGUGUAAAAUUACUCCGAAAAGCAAAUAUCACGUCAUAGUAGCCCAGGGCAUAGCUUCUUGCGUGCUAUCGAUUGCCAAAGAUACAUUAAUGUAAUAUUUCGGAUUAGAAAUUAAGACUAAAAUUGCUAUGCUUAGAAAUUUCAAAGAAAACUUGACAACAUUGUGAAUUAAUGUCCUCUAAGUGCGGAAUUAUUUCUAAGAUAUAUAACUUGAAAUAGUUUAUUAAUUUGGAAUCCUCAAAUCCAUGUACAUAUUUAUGACAAAUAAAUAAUUAUGACAAAUAUUACAUAUCAUAGAUAUUAACACGAAUAAUUUACAAUCUUCAAAUAAUGAAAUAUAAAAAAUUCUCGAUAACUAGACUUAAAAAUCUUUUUUUUUAUACAUCAUAUAAUGUAUUUGUAAUAAGACGAUGUACAUUCUUCAUAAGAAAUAUAAGAUUUGUAUAUUCUCAAAAACAAACACACACGUUUAUUAACUCACUCAAUAAUCUCUUAAUUGAGAAUUAUCUCGUUGAUUGCGUUUGAAUUUCCGCAAUUCUCAAGAUUAGAAAUCGCCGAUCAUGAAAGCCAUUUCAAGUUCUCACAGUCUGCUUAAUAUAACGUGUGACAUAAGAGACGAUUCGCGAGUGUAUACCGUAAUUGGGCAUACCCAGUCGUCAGCGUAAUUAUUAUUAUAGUCAUCCACAAUUAAAAAGAAUUCCCUCCGUAUCAUCCAGGCCGUUUUAUCGAGAGCGAAAUCUAGCGCUCGCGAUCGCUCGUAGAAGCAGGCGACUAGAAUCACCCGCGAGGAGUCUUUACGCCUACUCUCGUACGACGACGAGGAUUGCCUCUGUAGGUGCAAAUAUCGUUCCAUCUACGAGCGAACCGAAGACAACUUUCGCCCUCCAAGGCUGAGAAGAAUCCGCGCGGCGCGGAGCUCAUCGCGCGCGUAAUAGAGACGGACGGACGGUCAUUGAAAAAUAUAAUACCCGGCUCGUUAAUUACCCCGUUACGAGGCACGUACGUAUCUCGGUGUUGAAACGAGCCUCUAAUGGCUAAUGGAUAUCGCGUCUAUAUACCGUCCAGAGACGGAAUUAAACGAGUCCGACCUAUAGAACGGAUAAACGGAUUUACAAAAGAUUCGAGCAAGCGGUACGCUUGUUACACGAGUUUUUUCUUCGAUCUUAAUGAACGUCGCGCGGAAUCGAGGGAGAACGUGAAGUUCAAAUGAACUUAUUGAUACUGCUAGAAGUAAUUAAAUGAUCGUUUAUAAUUUUGCAUAAAUGUGUAAAUCACAAUAAAGUGAUGAAAUCGCUAAUCAGUAACGAGGAACGUUGAAAUACCGCGUUUACGUUUACCAAAGGCCGAGAUUGAACAUUGAGAUAAAUUUUCGAAAUGUCAGAGAUAUUUAAAGAUCAGGCUGCACGCGAUGUUUUUCAGAUCCCAAAGUUGUCGCGGAGGAUCUUUUCACUCUUCUCUGUCUCUCCUGCAAGGCAUCGCGCGCGCUCGCGCGCAGGCGGCGCGCUGCAGGAUGCAUGCUGGCAUUGCGAAAUUUCGAUUGUCGAGGUACGACCUCGAUCUUCGUGCGACGGCGGCAAGUGAAUCGGGACACGCGACUUUUGCUCGUAGACAAAUCCUUCGCAUGCUCCGCGCCGCGUAUCCAUACCUCGGUUUCGACCCGCGGAAGCGAUCUUAUCGCACCGAGAGAUCGACUGGUACAAUUCUACUUAUAACGAAACUCCUCUCCUUGAAUCGGAGCGAUUUCUACCCGAGUAGAUCUUCUGCAGCGGGACCAUUCGUUCGCCCGCUGCUAAUUGCCCGAGAUUAUGCAGCUAACGUCAGAGAAACUCGAGAAAGUUGGACUUUGCGGUUCCGUGAUAUCAAAAGUCGUUUCGACAAAGGUAUCUAAAUGCCGGCGAAGAAUUCACCUCGACCGACGUGCAAUUCUCCUGCAAUUAUCCGACAAAUUUCGCUCAGCUAUUUCAAGUAUCUAACGUCGUUAGUCGCGGAUAAUGGAACGACCUGCGCGAGGCCGCUCGGACGACGCGGCGGAUCCGCACGUUCUAACGACAAGGUGCUUGCUGUUCCGUUGCGCUCCUCGAGUUGCUGCUGGAAUGCAGCACUCCUUCGAUGCACCCUCCAACGAAGAGUGCAACGAGUCGCGAUCUCGCUGGCAAAGGCCAUCAAACGACCGGUCACGCCGAACUUGCGCUAACAGACGAAACGCUCGAGAAACAGUUCUUAUUAAGGAUUUAGAAGCGCCUAAAAAAGAAGUGAAAGACGUGAAAGCGAGACACUCAUGUUACCUGCUUCCCGAAAUUCGCAGCGAAACAAAAAUGAAAAAAGAAUUUGAAUUAAAAUCCUUUUCUAAUAACGUGUCCAGCAGCGAUAACGGCGUAACGGCGAGUUACAUCCUUUCACGCGAAAGCACUUUCAAGUGCCAUUACAAUAAUUGUCGCUGAGAGGCAUCGGCUUCUUUCUUUUAUGUCCAUCGAACACGUCGAUGAUGCUAUCUUACAUUGGCACUCCCUGCGCGGAUGAUUCAAUGCAAUGCGACUUGUCUCUGGCUCACCCGCGCAAUACGAUACUCAUCAUUUACAAAAGCAAUCCAUCACGAGAGUAUGGUCAUACAGAAAGAAUCGGAUAGCGUCGAAUGCAUCGAUCGCUCGCAUGAACGUUACUUCGCGUCCUCUUUCCUAACAUCUCCAGCUUGUCGCAAGUAAGAGCCGGCGUUAAAUCUCUAAACCCAGCGAGCAUCGGGCGGAACGCGCGCAAUGCUCGCGAUCAUCCGCCUUUUACGUCGUUAUCCUUGACAGUUCUCGAAACGGAAAUGAAAUAGAACCUGGAACGCUGCAGAAAUCGCGAGUUCUUCCGUGCGUGAGCAGGCGGACAAUCGCGUCCACCUACGUUAUUAUGCAUCGCGCACGGGAGAGGCUCUCAAACGAAAGAGAGAUGAUAAUGUCUCCCGCUUUCCCGCGUCGCGGUUUCUCUCCGACACCUAGCCAGCCUAUCAGCCUGCCUACCUACGUGAUGGUAAAACGUGUAAGUUAUACGGGAGUCAUCCGCGUACGGUAUGCGCAUACCCACGUAUAAUAUACACGCCGCCGUCGUCGUCGCCUCUGGCUGCUCGGCGAACGAGCCCGAAGUUGCCAGAAGUGACGUAACGAGAGAGACGUUACGUUCCGCAGCGGAGUCCACGCGCGUGCACGUUCUCUCCUCCGCGAAGACCCCUACCCCUUCACGGUUCACCCGGCGGAGGCCUCGUCCUCCCAGAAAGCAUCUUCUCCGCGAGCGCCGCGAGCCUCCUCUUCUCGGGCCCAAACGUUCGCCACGGUGUUGCAGUCGCGUCCACGAGUCCCAUCGCGCAGGUAACGCGGGAGUACGAACCGAAUCCGAGAGCAACCCGAGAGUGAAUCCCGAGAAGAGAACACUCACAGGGCCCGACGGAGAAGAUGGAGUCCGUAAGACGAUACCUCGUCCUAAUCGCGGUGGGAAUACUAUGGAGUUGCGUAUUGGGUCUCCAACGCCCACCGCCGAGAUAUUCUCAGCAGUACAUGCCGGAAACCUCGUUCACCUGUCGCAACAAAAUUGUCGGCAGCUAUUACGCGGACCCUGAGACCGACUGCCAGGUCUUCCACGUUUGUGUAUCAGUGGCUGGCUCUAUUCAAGAUUAUAAGUUCCUAUGUCCGAACGAUACCGCUUUCGAUCAGGAAAGUCAAACCUGUGCGGACUGGUACGACGUGGAUUGCGAAGCCGCGACACUCUACUAUGCCAGCGACAACUUCGAUCUGUACAGGAUCGGUUCCGGCCUCGAAUCCGUACACUACGACCACUUCCGCAGUGAUGCUGAGCCUCAGGACCAUCUUCAGCGCAGCGAGACCAGCGACGCGGUCCGAUCCUCCGCGAACACGGUGAACCGAGUGUCCGCGUCCAGCUACAAUAAUAACCGUGAUUUGUUGCGCGGUAGCAGCAGCGGCAACUUUUACAACAGAAACAAUAAGGAAGACGAAUAUGAGACCGAAAAAUCGUAUAAAGAGGACGUGAAUCAAGACACCAAGAAGAAGGGCGGUGUCCGGAAGGUCAGCAGGAAGCAAUCUUUUAACUCGCCAUCGACUACUACGCCAGCACCGAGCAGUCAGAACAACUACAACGGUAAUUAUUACAAUGGAUACAAUCAACGAUCCACGACGUACGUUUCGUCGACGACCGCCCGGCCUCAAGAGAAUCAUAACAGGAACAAUCAGAACACGCAAAGAUACAACGUACCAUCGUCCACGUAUCGACCCAGCACGACGUAUCCAGACACAUACAGCAGCUACUACCAAUCGCCCAGCACAACUGCCAAAACGACUCUACACAACUUCUUCGUCUUCAAUCCAAAUUACCAGCACAGUACUGGCAGCUCGGUUCAACCUACAACACUGAAACCGAGCAGCUACAAUCCGAAGACCAGUUACCAGACUUAUCAAGGCCAAUUCUCAUCCACCACUGCCCCACCGAGCAGCUACAGUCCGAAGACCAGUUAUCAGGCUUAUCAAGGCCAAUUCUCAUCCACCACUGCCCCACCGAGCAGCUACAGUCCGAAGACCAGUUAUCAGACUUAUCAAGGCCAAUUCCCAUCCACCACUGUCCAACCGAGCACCUAUCAGACCAACGAUUACACCAACUACCAGCAGAGGAAUUACAACAACAUCCAACGAGGAACCAGUAACACUGCGUACCAAUCCUCCACACCCUCAUCUACCAUCUACGACAAUAUUUUUAAUAAUUACAACAACAACAAUAACAACAACAAUGGCCAGUACAGAUCAGCCACAUCCACUAAGCAGGAUAUUCCACAGACCACCGCGAAAUACUUCGCCAACAACUUUGCGAGCAACAGUUAUGCACCUACCACUUACAGCCCGGCGACGAAGAAGUUCGUAAAUGGAGACAAUAACGUGGCGCAGACUGCUUUAAGGAACAACGACAAUCAGUACUACGACAAAACCAGCCAGGUGAACAAGCCUUCCACUCAGUACUACGAUAGUACGAAGACGCCCAAGAAGGCGACCCAGUAUAACAACUACGAUGGCGCGAGCAAAUCGUAUUACAUCGAAAGCAGUACGAGUAGCUUCGAUCUUGGAAGAUCUUCCGUCAUCGGUUUCAGUCCUGCGAGCAUCAACCAUCUCGCCGAAACGCCGAGAACCACUACGCCAGCACCAAGGCGGCCUUCUAGCGCUACUACGUACAACCCAAACAACUUUAGUUCUAGUGCUCAAAGGAAAGGCCAGCCGACGACGACGCCACGUGGAGUUACUUACGUUAGCGCAUCCGCGAGACCGUUUACGUCAACGACUAAAUUACCUAGUAGCAGUAAUAGUAACAGCAACAGUAAUACGACAGCGCGACCAAAAUCGGGCAAGAAGAACGAUUACGAUUAUGCAUAUUACGACAACGGCGGCUUGGAAUACGAUGGAGUCGAUCUCGAGCACGUCACUAGCAACAAGGAGUCCACGAAGAUCGCGAGGAAUUAAACAAUUUUUAUAUCAUAUAUAUGUAUAUCGAAUUUCUUAGACUCGUCAACAAUCAGUGAUCAGUAAAAGUACAAUUAAGGUGCAAACAUCUUUUUGUUGUAUCUAAAUACUUUUCUGGAUAUUUUUUAGCAUGUUACCUUCUGCAACGAAUUUUUGUUUCUACUAAAUAUAUUAUUUUUUAUGAUCUUUAUUCUCCAUGUACAUUUUUAAAAAUACUUGUUCACGUAUUUCAAAUUAGUUUAAUGCUGUUUUAAUAACAUAUAAUAUUAUUAAAACUAAUAAUAGAAAGAUGAAGCACCUAAACAGCUGUACCUUAGAUUGUAGCUAUAUCUAGAUUCUAGCUAUAUCUAAGGAAGACGCUCCUGUUUUAUAUCACUGAUCAAUAGAGAUAAUAAACAAAGCAUUCUUGCGGUAAUGAUAGACGAGAUAUUACCAAGGAAUUUCGAUGACUUUGUAAAUCAACAUUAUAUAUAGUGGCCAGUCACUAUCAAAAUCGGUCUUCGAUUAAGAAUAUUGCACGAAGAUGCGAAGAAGAGAAAUUAUAAAUAUUGAAUACCGAUUUUGAGGAAGAGAAAAAUUGUUGAUCGAUGUCGAUUCACUUAAUACAUAUAUAUUCACUCGAGGUUUGGCGGUUCUUUCGACAUUAUUAACAUGCAAUUUUGUCGUCAGUAUUUUAGGGUAAUUGUUUAUACACACUUUGUGAUACUUAAUCCACACAGUAUUAAGUAUCAAUAUUACCAAUGAAACGGAACGUUAAAACAUUCUGAACAGCGUCAGUAUAAAGCGCAAAUUGUUUCAUCGAUCAAGUAUUCUCCUUUUAUCUUACCUAAAGAAUUUUGUAGAAAGAAACUUCUCGAGCUAAUCAAUUAUUAAUAGCAAUUAUUGUAUAUUGGUACAGUAUUGCGAUAUUAAGUAUAUAGUUGCCGAAUUGUUAAAUUUUUCAUAUUUUUAUACAUGCGUAUCGACAAAAGCCCGCACGAAACGUGUUCAGGACUAAGAUUGUUUUAUUAUUUGCGUCCUAAAAUAUGCGUACUGAGUGUAUAUAUUAUUUUUAUUAAACUAGAAUUAUACAAAACACACAUGCGCAGUGCGCAUGACACUUAUUAUUGCUUCAUUAAAAAUCAAUGCAAUUCACAAACUAUGCAUGCACUAUUGUACUUGCUACUUUAUUCUACGGACAUUGAAAUUGAGCAUUUACAGAUGCAAAAACAGAUGCACAAUGAUAUGCGAAGUUUAUCAUGAUCGUGUGACAAACAAAAUCAACUGUUUGCACCUGCCUGCACUUGAAAACUCCUUUAUUCGUACCCGUUUAUAAUUAUGUUCGUCGAUAUCGUUCGUCGAUCGCAUUUCCUGAUCAUAUAUCUCUCAAUUACAUUUUAUAUGCAAAUACUUGCGCAACACGUAACACGAUAUUUUUUUUAACGUCGUCUAACAAAUAUAAUAUAUGCCUAUACAGAAUUUAUGAAAUUGUUUACCGUGUAUCCAAAGUAAUGAUACUUUUCUUGGUAUUAUAAUAUUCUUAUUGGAUUUCAUUUCAGUAUAUUUUAUAUUUUACUCACGAUGGAAAAUACAAUUUACGAAUUUAUUUCUUCCGGGCAAUGACAGUUUCAACACUAUACUUCUUAUUGGAUUUCACUUUAUUAUUUUAUUUGCGAAGUAAAAUGUGAAAAAAAUAGGAAAUCACGAGAGAGAGAAAGAGAGAGAGAGAGAGAGAGCUCUACAUAACAAUCGCGGAAUUUAUCAAUGCCUACUCAUUAGUCUCAAUAACUAAGUGCUGUAUUGCUUGAUAAUAUGUGGACAAUAUGACAAUUAUAUUGUUUAAUAAAGUGUAAUAAUAAUAAA
Ooceraea biroi (clonal raider ant) is the source of this 8357-nucleotide messenger RNA. RefSeq names its product probable serine/threonine-protein kinase DDB_G0276461. Gene Ontology annotation, cellular component: extracellular region. Lineage: Eukaryota; Metazoa; Arthropoda; Insecta; Hymenoptera; Formicidae. The record is from RefSeq and is a predicted model, not a curated record. Gene Ontology annotation, molecular function: chitin binding.